Molecule: messenger RNA, 403 nt
Organism: Harpia harpyja (harpy eagle)
Lineage: Eukaryota; Metazoa; Chordata; Aves; Accipitriformes; Accipitridae
Gene: BOLA3
Product: bolA family member 3
Exons: 4
Coding region: 49-363 (104 amino acids)
Source: RefSeq, a predicted model, not a curated record
CCCCGCGGCGCGGCCUCAGCGUCCGGCAGCGGGCGCGCGCCGCCCACUAUGGCCGCCGCGGCGGGGCUGCUGUGCCGCGGGCCGCUCUUCCUGCGCCGUGGCACCUGGCGAAGCUUCACCUCGCAGACGGAGGGGGAGGCCCGAGUGACCCAGGUCCUGCGGGAGAAGUUUCCCCGGGCUUCUGCCAUCAAAGUCGUGGAUAUAUCAGGCGGCUGUGGUGCCAUGUACGAAAUUCACAUUGAGUCGGAGGACUUCAAGGAGAAGCGGACGGUGCAGCAGCACCAGAUGGUUAACCAGGCACUGAGUGAGGAGAUCAAGAGCAUGCAUGGACUGCGCAUCUUCACCUCCACCCCCAAACCUUGAUGAUGAUGCUGCCCCAUCAAUAAAGAUGCUCUCACUGGGA